CCUUGCACUCCAUCCACAACACUCCUCCUCUUUUCACUCCUCCCCAGCUUGACCCAGUCACAUGCACUUGCAGGUAUGCAAAAACUUCACGAGAUGCUAUCAGUGGUUCUGCAUAAAUUGUAGUGGAGCUUUCAGGGAUUCACACGAGUAAGCCUCUGUACUCUACUUACAACAGGCCUACUUCUCUCUCGCUGGGACUCCCAGAAACAGGAUGCGUUUGGUGUGUGCUUUGGGUCUCUUCUUGACCCUGUUACAUCUGUCUACCUCUCUGCUGCUGGGAGCCUUCAACAUCAAGUCAUUUGGACUCACGAAGGCCUCAAACACCAUUCUGAUGGACAUCAUCAGCACGAUUGUCCACCGCUAUGACAUCAUUCUGAUCCAGGAGGUCAGAGACAGUGAUCUGUCAGCAACCAAAAAACUCAUGGAGCAUGUCAACAAAGGUUCUCCACUGUUCAGGUACAUCGUAAGCGAGCCUCUGGGUCGCAGCUCCUACAAGGAGAGAUAUCUCUUCCUCUACAGGGAGAACACAGUGUCUGUGGAUGAUCACUACACCUAUGAUGACAGGACAGACACCUUCAUCAGAGAGCCUUUUGUUGUCAUGUUCUCCUCCAAAUACACCACUGUGAAGAACUUUGCUCUGAUCCCUCAGCACACCUCUCCAAGCUCUGCAGUGAAGGAAGUGGAUGCUCUCUAUGAUGUGGUGGCUGAUGUCCGCAAUCACUGGAACACCAAUGACAUUGUUCUGCUGGGUGACUUCAACGCAGGCUGCGAUUAUGUGAAGAGCUCUGAGUGGCAGCAGAUUCGCCUCUUCACAGAUAAGAGUUUCCACUGGCUGAUACCCAAUGAUGCUGACACCACAGUGUCACGCAGGAACUGCCCUUAUGACAGGAUUGUGGUCACUACUCACAUGAUGAAGGGAGUAGAUCAAGGCAGUGCUGAGGUUUACAACUACAUGGUGGACUUAAAUCUCAGCCAUGACCUGGCAUUGGAUGUCAGUGACCAUUUCCCUGUGGAGGUGAAGCUGAUUGGCUAGGAGCAUGCUGCCUGAAUUCUGACUACAACAACCGCUCUGCAGGUCUCCAGGCUGAAUCUGUAUGGUGGCUAUUUAGUGGAAGGACUCUCACCAACCACAAAGCCAGACCAAAAUAAACACGUCUUCCAGUC
Molecule: messenger RNA, 1164 nt
Organism: Lates calcarifer (barramundi perch)
Lineage: Eukaryota; Metazoa; Chordata; Actinopteri; Centropomidae
Product: deoxyribonuclease-1
Exons: 9
Coding region: 212-1033 (273 amino acids)
Biological process (GO): DNA catabolic process
Cellular component (GO): nucleus
Molecular function (GO): DNA nuclease activity
Source: RefSeq, a predicted model, not a curated record